This is a messenger RNA of Closterium sp. NIES-67, 4368 nucleotides long. NCBI's taxonomy places the organism in Eukaryota, Viridiplantae, Streptophyta, Zygnematophyceae, Desmidiales, Closteriaceae. The record is from the annotation of a GenBank genome assembly.
GCAGGCUGGCAGAGGCAGCAGGGCUGCGACUUAUCGACAUCAUCAACCUGGAGACGCUUUACAAUGACACCAGAAGCCCUCAGACGCUGCGUCUGCUGGCCGACAUCUGUCCCUCCGCCCUGCACCUCCACCCCGACCCUCGCUGCGACGCCGCUGCGCCACCAGCAGCAGCAGCGGGUGCAGGUGCCCCCUGCUGCGUGGCGGGUGACGUGAGCCAGCUGCACCUCUCCAACUCGGCGCGCGACCUCAUGAGUCAGUGCAGCCGAUGGCAUGACGCAUGUUGCUCAUGUCAUGAUGCAUGUUGCUCAUGUCAUGGUACGUGGUGCUGCUGCCCUGUGCCAUGCUCCUUCGUUGCACAUGCCACGCACCCAUGUCUCAUUCGUCCACGCUCUCCUCUCCCUGCUCUCCUCUCCCUGCUCUCCUCUCCCUGCUCUCCUCUCCCCUGCUCUCCUCUCCCCCGUUCUCCUCUCCCCCGUUCUCCUCUCCCCUGUUCUCCUCUCCCCUGUUCUCCUCUCCCCCGUUCUCCUCUCCCCCGCUUGCCUCUCCCCCGCUCGCCUCUCCCAGGUGCCUCACCUGUGAUGUCGAUCACAUUUGGCUCAACACGUGCUCGCUCUCAUGCCUCCCACCGCUCUCAUGCCUCCCACCGCUCUCAUGCAUCCCACCGCUCUCAUGCCUCCCACCGCUCUCAUGCCUCCCACCGCUCUCAUGCCUCCCACGGCUCUCAUGCCUCCCACCGCUCUCAUGCCUCCCACCGCUCUCAUGCCUCCCACCGCUCUCAUGCCUCCCACCGCUCUCAUGCCUCCCACCGCUCUCAUGCCUCCCACCGCUCUCCUGCCUCCCACCGCUCUCCUGCCUCCCACUGCUCUCAUCCCUCCCACCGCUCUCAUGCCUCCCACCGCUCUCAUGCAUCCCACCGCUCUCAUGCCUCCCACCGCUCUCAUGCCUCCCACCGCUCUCCUGCCUCCCACCGCUCUCCUGCCUCCCACUGCUCUCAUGCCUCCUACCGCUCUCAUGCCUCCCACCGCUCUCAUGCCUCCCACCGCUCUCAUGCCUCCCACCGCUCUCAUGCCCCCCACCGCUCUCAUGCCUCCCAUCGCUCUCAUGCCUCCAACCGCUCUCAUGCCUCCCACCGCUCUCCUGCCUCCCACCGCUCUCAUGCCUCCCACCGCUCUCAUGCCUCCCACCGCUCUCAUGCCUCCCACCGCUCUCAUGCCUCCCACCGCUCUCAUGCCUCCCACCGCUCUCAUGCCUCCCACCGCUCUCAUGCCUCCCACCGCUCUCAUGCCUCCCACCGCUCUCAUGCCUCCCACCGCUCUCCUGCCUCCCACCGCUCUCCUGCCUCCCACUGCUCUCAUGCCUCCCACCGCUCUCAUGCCUCCCACCGCUCUCAUGCCUCCCACCGCUCUCAUGCCUCCCACCGCUCUCAUGCCCCCCACCGCUCUCAUGCCUCCCAUCGCUCUCAUGCCUCCAACCGCUCUCAUGCCUCCCACCGCUCUCCUGCCUCCCACCGCUCUCAUGCCUCCCACCGCUCUCAUGCCUCCCACCGCUCUCAUGCCUCCCACCGCUCUCAUGCCUCCCACCGCUCUCAUGCCUCCCACCGCUCUCAUGCCUGCCUCCCACCGCUCUCAUGCCUGCCUCCCACCGCUCUCAUGCCUCCCACCGCUCACAUGCCUCCCACCGCUCUCCUGCCUCCCACCGCUCUCAUGCCUCCCACGGCUCUCAUGCCUCCCACCACUCUCAUGCCUCCCACCGCUCUCCUGCCUCCCACCGCUCUCCUGCCUCCCACCGCUCUCAUGCAUCCCACCGCUCUCAUGCCUCCCACCGCUCUCAUGCCUCCCACCGCUCUCAUGCCUCCCACGGCUCUCAUGCCUCCCACCGCUCUCAUGCCUCCCACCGCUCUCCUGCCUCCCACCGCUCUCAUGCCUCCCACCGCUCUCAUGCCUCCCACCGCUCUCAUGCCUCCCACCGCUCUCAUGCCUCCCACCACUCUCAUGCCUCCCACCGCUCUCAUGCCUCCCACCGCUCUCAUGCCUCCCACCGCUCUCCUGCCUCCCACUGCUCUCAUGCCUCCCACCGCUCUCAUGCCUCCCACCGCUCUCAUGCCUCCCACCGCUCUCAUGCCUCCCACUGCUCUCAUGCCUCCCACCGCUCUCCUGCCCUCCGCCCCUCUGCAGGUCUCUUCGCCGUCUUCAUCUUCUCCAAGCCGCUGCCUGCUUCCCUCUUGCCCCCGCCACCCUCCUGUGCUGGCGUAGCAGGAAAGGCUGCUCCGAGUGUGGCAGAGGCCCCGUUGCAUGCAGCAGUGCCCACCAGUCAAGGGGGCGAGCAGGUGAGUGUUGAUGCAGGUGGGGCGAGGGGUGUGGGACAGAGGGGGCCUGCGCCACCACAGCCUUCACCUGUGCCACAGCAGCAGCAGAAGCAGCAGCAGCAGCAGCAGCAGCAGCCCAUUUCCAGCCUUGCUGGCCGAUCCCCAUUCACCUCAGCGCCCCCUGCACCAACGAGCAAUCGUGCUGCUGUGGCGCCAUCCCAAGUGCACGGUGGGCUGCCUGGCGCACCUUCACCCACCCCUCAGGCAGCGGGGAUGGCAGCAGGCAGAACGGCGGAAGGGCAUGGUGAGAGGGAGGGGCAGAUGGCCAAGGAGGAGCGAGGGGAGUGGGGAGGGGAGAGCAGAGGGGGAGAGGGGAGUGGAGCUGGUGGGGAAGAUAUGGGUGGCAGGGGGGAGCGGCAGGAGCAGGCAGGCGAACGAGCCAAGUAUAGGGACAAAACCGACGGUGGUAUAGGCAGGAAGGCGGUGAGUGAGGAGGGGCGGGUGCAUGGCAGUGCAGUGAAACCAGAAGCAGGUGGAGCGGCAAGUGGGGCGGCAGGUGUGGCAGCGGGGGCGCAGGGGGUGCAGGGGGUGCAGGAGCGCAGCGCAUGGGACAUGGAGGCGGGGUCGGACGAUGACCUCGAGCCCUGGGCUCUCGCCGGCCCUCGCCCCUCCCUCCCCCCUGGCCCAACCCCUGCCCACUCUGCCCCCUCGGUCUGCCCGCCUGCUGCUCAGCUGCUUCCCACUGGUGGUAGCCUGAGCGGCAGUGGGGGAGGGGAAGAGCCGGGUGCUGCGACGCACAGGGAGAGGGAUGAUGAGAGGGAGCAGGGGAUGGUGAGGGAUGAGGGUGGCCGUGGUGCGGAUGGGUAUGCGCGCCGCCCAGGCCAUGGACUGGGGCAGCAGCAGCUGCAGCAGCAUCCACACCGCAAUGCUGAGAGCCACCGGGAGCGCCAUAGGCAUGAGCAGAGUGGGUGGGACGAGGAGGGGGGUGGGAAAGAUGGGCGUGACGAGGUCAAGAUCCACCCUUGCCAUGAUGACCCUCGGCACAAUCAGCAGCUGCACCCCUCCCACCAUGCACACCCCUCUGCGCCUUCUCACCACCCCCACCACCGCCACCACCACCACCACCACCACCACCACCAUAACCACCACCCACAUGUCUCCCCACAUGCAGCAGCGCACAGCUGCGACCCUCACAUGCCGUCCCAGUCGGACCUGGCAGAGGGGGUGCCGGAUGGAGCACUGGAGCGGAGGGGCAGUGUGGGCGGGGUGGCGGUGGAGGGGGGGGAGGGCGAGGAGGGUGCGGUGCGGUGGACGGCGCAGGGGAAGCGCGAGAGGAGCCGCAGGAAGCCGCGCGGGCUGGCCAUGGAGGACAUCCUGCGCCGCACCGCCAUCAUUGCGGCGCGCGGCCUGGAGGUGCGGGAGAGGUCAGGUGGGGAGGACGAUAGUGGAGGUUGGGAAGGCAAGCGGAGAGGGGAGGUGGACGAGUGGGAGGAAUGGCACCGGCAGCAGAUGGCAGCUGGAGUGUAUGCCGGGCAGAGCAGGGCAGGGGUGCACGGCAGUGCGGGCCCUGCGAGGCAUGACGCAGCCUCUCCUGUAGUGGGAGCCCUGCAAGUUGUGGAGGCAGAUGCGGGUGGUAGAGGUGAGCACGUGAUGGGCAAGGCAGGGGACGCGAGGAGGACAGGCGCAGUGGCGGCCGGAGUGCACAGUGAGACGGCGCUGGGGGCUUUGGGAGUGUUGGCUCAUGCAGGUCAAGGAGGGGGGCUUCCCAUCGUGCAGUGCGGUGCCCUUGUUGGGCAAGCACGUCCGAUUGGUAUAGUGGACAGAGAGCCUAUCAUAACAUACUCACUGAAGAGAAGUCGCAAAUCACUCAACAAGGAGCACCUGGGAAACUAGGGCAGACUCUGAUGCUAGUCUUCUAGUGUGCCUAGCCUCGACAUUUUGUUAUGAGUAUUGUUGGGCUGAGAAAAGGCCUAAGGACCUUUUCAGAGACUAAGUCCCACUUGUACAAAACGCUUGAGUAGUGCAGCGGAAGUGUUGAGUAGUUGAACCCUUGCACUAGUAUG